Messenger RNA from Culicoides brevitarsis, 555 nucleotides. It is a transcript of the gene mRpS17, whose product is annotated as small ribosomal subunit protein uS17m. The record is from RefSeq and is a predicted model, not a curated record. Gene Ontology annotation, cellular component: ribosome; mitochondrial small ribosomal subunit. NCBI's taxonomy places the organism in Eukaryota, Metazoa, Arthropoda, Insecta, Diptera, Ceratopogonidae. Gene Ontology annotation, biological process: mitochondrial translation. The coding region runs from base 85 to 555 and encodes 156 amino acids. Gene Ontology annotation, molecular function: structural constituent of ribosome. The transcript has 2 exons.
CCUUUGAAAUUUUGUCAACAUUGAGGUGCUGUUCUCAUAAAUUUCCAUUUUUUCACUUGUUUUUCGUUGAAAAUUCAAUAAAUAAUGGCAGCAACUCGUUCAACAAUGCUUUUGGGCAAAGUCUGGCCCUGUGUCAAAAAGAAUGCUGCCAAAAUUAAGGUGAAAAAGAUGGUUCUGGAUCAGAAUUUGAACAUGUACUUCAAUGAGCAUCAAUACAUCUUCGCACAUGAUCCCCAAAAGAUUUGCAAGACCGGUGAUAUUGUCUUAAUAAAGGAGUUACCAAAGAAAUUGACGACAUUAAUAACGCACUCCGUCGAAAAAAUCGUCUUUCCAUUGGGAGACAUCACAGAUCCGAUCACAGGCAAGAAAGUCGUCGUCGGCAAGUAUCGCGACGAAAUCGAAGAGAAAAAUAAGCUCUUCGGGAAGAAAGAAACUGCGUAUGAUUACGAAAAACAACCUCCCAGAGGUCGUUUGGAAGGCAUUCGGGACUUUACGGAUAAGCCAACUUACAUCAAAUACCACGACGAUGGCAAGGAACAUCCUUAUGCGAAGUAA